Molecule: messenger RNA, 3258 nt
Organism: Mobula hypostoma (lesser devil ray)
Lineage: Eukaryota; Metazoa; Chordata; Chondrichthyes; Myliobatiformes; Myliobatidae
Gene: snai3
Product: snail family zinc finger 3
Exons: 3
Coding region: 551-1441 (296 amino acids)
Biological process (GO): regulation of DNA-templated transcription
Molecular function (GO): DNA-binding transcription factor activity, RNA polymerase II-specific; RNA polymerase II cis-regulatory region sequence-specific DNA binding
Source: RefSeq, a predicted model, not a curated record
CUGAUGUUUGGUCUGAAAAUACCAGGAUGCUUUUACGCAUUGAGUUGCUGCCACAUGAUUGGCCAAUUAGAUAUUUGUAUUAACGUGCCAGUGUACAGGUGUACUUAAUAAAGCGGCCACUGAGUGUAUUUAAUUCCAGUAAUUAACACUUUUAAACGAAUUAUUAAAUACUGAACAUUUUACAUCUGUAAUGCAUGUGUAAAUGUGGUGCUUCAUUAAGACACGGUCCUAUUUCCAUUUCCGAGCUUCCAGUUCUGAAAUCCACCUGUUCGGUUGAAAGAAUGAUUGACAACUACUAGCUCCUCCCACUUGAAGAGCCUUUGCUCUAAUUGGCUCGACGGGAGGUCUAUGUUAAUAAGGAUUGACCUCUUGCACCUGACGUUCAGAUAGUUUCCACAAGUGAAGAAUUUGAGGGGCGGACUUACUGCACUUGUUCUUCACUGGUUAACCCUGUCAUUUUUAUUUAUCCCGUUUUGAGAUCUCAGCUAGCGGGUUUUCGGUUUUGAGCGCAUAUUUAAUGCUCUCAGUGGGAGGAGGGGAAUAAACAGUCAUGCCCCGUUCUUUCCUGGUCAAGAAACACUGUAGCACCAAGAAACCUAACUACAGUCAACUGGAGAUCCAGAAUGCCACAGUUAUUUCACCAUAUUUAUAUGAGGGUUUGAGAUUUCCACUGAUGCCACAGCCUGAAGUGCUCACUCCCAUCGUUUGUGAUCCGCCAAGACUGUGGGACAGGGCUCCUGUCAGUCCCCGAAUGUGUCUGCCCCCGCCCCUGGAUGUUGAGAUUGGAACAGAAAUGCCCUUCAGUAGCCAACCAAGCCUGGAGAUCAGUGUUAAGGAAUGUGUCGCUGUCAGAGGCAGCAACACCCCACUAAGGAAUACAGUGAAUGACCUUAGCCUGUCCCUUUCCAAAAGAACCAAGAGCAGAGAGAGAAACAAUGGCACAUUUAAAGGAGAUGAUGAACCGGAGGAAAAAAUCUUUGAGGUUGAAAGUGCUGCUGAAGCAGUCCUGGAGAAGUUUGAGUGUUUCCAUUGUCACAAGGCUUACAAUACUUUAUCUGGUCUCUCUAAACACAGACAGCUUCAUUGUGAAUCACAGACUACAAAAUACUUUAAUUGCAAGUAUUGUGAUAAGGAAUAUGUCAGUCUGGGUGCAUUGAAGAUGCACAUAAGGACUCACACUCUGCCUUGUGUCUGCAAAAUCUGUGGCAAAGCAUUCUCUAGACCGUGGCUCUUACAGGGGCACAUCAGAACACAUACUGGAGAGAAACCUUUUGCCUGUCCUCACUGCAGCAGGGCAUUUGCAGACCGCUCAAACCUCCGAGCACAUCUGCAGACACACUCGGAUGUGAAAAGAUAUCACUGCAAGAGCUGCUCAAAGACCUUCUCUAGAAUGUCCCUUCUUUCCAAACAUGAGGAAGCUGGCUGCUGCCACUUAUCUUGAUGCAGAUGUUGUAAUAUUUGAUCCUGAUGUUGUAAUAAGCCGGAGUUGUCGUUAUGCAAACUGUUGAGGACCUUUAUCGUAAUAUUAUUUGGUUGAAAUUGGAAUGAACUGCUGCAUUUGAUAGCUCAUUAAUUCUCAAAGUAAUUUAACUUGAAUGGAGAUUGGCAGAUGACAUUGGCUGAAGAAGUAUAAAUGUUGACUCAACAACAUUAUUAAACACUAACACAAUCAAUGUAUCAGUAAGAGCAAAUAAGUGUACUGAAUUGUAUGAAAGUUGUAAUGUUAGUAUUCCAUUCCUUAAAGGGAAUUGUAGAGUUUUGCAAAACUGGGGACUGGUCAGAUCUUUAGUUGUAACAUCAUUCUCCAGAAUCUUAAUUAUAGAAAAUGUAUACAAGGGCAGGGGAAUGGGCAAUGUUGCCAUUGGGAUCAUAGAGGUUUGCUUUUCAUGAAUUUCAAAGGAAUUAAAUCUAUUUACAAGUUUUAAAAGUGAGCUAUUCACACUGGGGGAAAAAACCCACCUGUAUUAAAGAUAAUCUGGUACCGUCUAUUUGGAAUGAAAUUUUGGUGAAACCUUACCAGUUAAGUUUACACUUGGUUAAUAGAAUUGUUUUUUAACUUGUAUGAACUUACAAAAUUUAACUUUCGAUAUGCUGACAGUAACUGAUAAUUUGUUUGGUUGCACCUAAAUUUCCGAAGGAUUUUAGUGAAACACAUAGUACUGAUGCUUUUUGCAACUGCUGCACCAUCCAUGAGGUUAUCUGUGGCUUGUUUCACUCCUUAGUUAUUAGGAUCUACACACAGGGAUUUGGUUAGAACAUUAUUGACAUUAAAAAACACCAGGAAAGGAUUUAGUAUUGUGGAUAAGCUGUCUCAAGUCUUCUAUCUGUCAUUAUCUAAAAGGAAAGAGUAACUUCUGGAUCUCUUAAUGCUAUGUCUCUGGCCAGACUGCUCAGAAUCCCAAUCUCAAAUAAACGCCAUUACCAUACAGAUCGGAGGGAGGAAAGGAAUUGUCAAAGUUUCAAUGUUGCUUCACCCCUUGGAUUCCUCCAGUGGAUUUUGUGUUACUCCAGCGUGCAGCAUUAGCAGUCUCUUGUGUCUCCAGAAUUAGAAGGCCUCCUUCGUUCUUUCUACAGCUGGUUCAUGCUGGAUAUUUAAAAUCCUACUUGUCAUACUUCAAUAAAUAUAAGGUAAUUCAACUACCACCAUAAUUUCUAAGGCAGCAACUGGGAAGCCAGUUUGGUGCUUUAAAAGGUAUGACAGUAAAUUAAAAAAAAAUAAAAUUAGUUGGAUCUUCGACUGAAAGAUGAAUGGGAAUGUGCAAAUCUGUCCAGAAUGUAAAUAUCACUAGACUAAUGCUGUAAUUUUGGAGUGCAAAUGUCAUUUAAUAUGUUUAUUUUUACUAUGUCAUAAAUCUGGAAAUAUGAACAAAAUCACAAUUGAAUAAAAUGUUUGGUUAAACAGCUGCAUUCUUAAGACUCUUCAACACGAGUGAAAGAUGUACCAAAACUACCUAUCUGAACAACCUGAAUACAGAGGUCAAAUGAGCACGUCUGUUUUGGUGGAACAGCCCAAAGGUAGGCCCUUUAGAUCAGGGGUUCCCAACAUUUUAAUGCCAUGGACCCCUACUAUUAACAGAACGGACUGCGGGCCCCAGGUUGGGAACUUCUGCAUUAGAUAGACUGUAUCACUCUUUGUAUUGUGUACUUACCUGCCUUGUAUGACACUAUGGACAAGGCAAGAGAUAGAACUCUUUAGUCAUAGUCAUAGUCAUACUUUAUUAAUCCCGGGGGAAAUUGGUUUUCCUUACAGUUGCACCA